GAGGACAAAAGGGAAAAGAAAGAAAAAGAGAGAGAUGGAUCUUGAUUGGGCAGCCUUUUUCAAGGAUUACGAAUGGCUCAUCGAGUAUCUCAAAGGCAUGGUGAAGCCUUUUGCGGCGCUCGCGGUGGUGCUUUUGGCGGUGGCUCUUUCCUACUCUCAGAAGCUUUCUUUGGAAGGAGAAAUGAUCUACUCUGUUUUCCGAUCGUUUCUUCAGCUCUCCGUUAUCGGAUUUGUUCUUCAGUUCAUCUUCAAUCAGGAAAACGCCGGCUGGAUCAUUCUCGCUUAUCUCUUCAUGGUCUCUGUCGCCGGAUACACCGCCGGACAACGUGCAAAGCACGUGCCACGUGGAAAGUACGUGGCCGGAGUAUCUAUCCUCGCCGGAACUGCAAUCACAAUGUUCCUUCUCGUCGUCCUCAACGUCUUUCCUUUCACUCCGAGGUAUAUCAUCCCAGUUGCCGGGAUGAUGGUCGGAAACGCCAUGACGGUCACCGGAGUCACCAUGAAACAGCUACGAGACGACAUCAAAAUGCAACUAAACCUGGUGGAGACAGCAUUGGCACUAGGAGCAACGCCAAGACAAGCGACGCUACAACAGGUGAAGAGGGCUUUGGUAAUAUCUCUAUCUCCGGUUUUGGAUAGCUGCAAAACCGUUGGACUGAUCUCGCUACCGGGGGCCAUGACCGGUAUGAUAAUGGGAGGUGCAUCGCCUCUUGAAGCAAUCCAGCUUCAGAUCGUAGUCAUGAACAUGAUGGUUGGAGCAGCCACGGUUAGUAGCAUCAUGUGUACGUAUCUCUGUUGGCCAUCUUUCUUCACUAAAGCUUACCAGUUACAAACUCAUGUCUUCUCAACUUGAAGUUUCACUUAUCCAUACUUCCAACAACCUUUGAAGAAAAUUGUCUAAAUUUUUUUAAAAGUGUCUGAAAUUGAAAAGCCAAUCAUUGUUUAGAUAAUAAAAGAUAGUAGAUCAAAGGUUUGCUGUGUUUUUUUAAAAAAGGGUAAUAGAUCCAUGCGUCUCUAGAUCCAUGCGUCUCUUAUAUCAAAUUUUGAAACAUUAAAAAAAAAAAAAAAAAAAAAGACUGGUCGCCACACUGGCCAUGGGUUUAGA
This is a messenger RNA of Eutrema salsugineum, 1105 nucleotides long. RefSeq names its product protein ALUMINUM SENSITIVE 3. The record is from RefSeq and is a predicted model, not a curated record. Gene Ontology annotation, biological process: response to aluminum ion. The coding region runs from base 35 to 853 and encodes 272 amino acids. Lineage: Eukaryota; Viridiplantae; Streptophyta; Magnoliopsida; Brassicales; Brassicaceae. The transcript is spliced from 3 exons.